Molecule: messenger RNA, 5296 nt
Organism: Syngnathus acus (greater pipefish)
Lineage: Eukaryota; Metazoa; Chordata; Actinopteri; Syngnathiformes; Syngnathidae
Gene: arhgef10
Product: Rho guanine nucleotide exchange factor (GEF) 10
Exons: 29
Coding region: 216-4415 (1399 amino acids)
Biological process (GO): mitotic spindle assembly; actin cytoskeleton organization; positive regulation of stress fiber assembly
Cellular component (GO): centrosome
Molecular function (GO): guanyl-nucleotide exchange factor activity; protein binding
Source: RefSeq, a predicted model, not a curated record
UGGAGCCAGUUUGCAUCGAAGGGAAUCCUAGUUAAGAAGGAUACCAGAAGAAAGUGUCUUCCAUCACUAAUGUGCAACUUUGCUUAACAGGUCGAGGAUUACAACAAAAGGAUCAACUCUAUUACUUCAUUAAAAUCUUGAAAUGGAAUGUUUCUGAGCAUAGUCGAUUCCCUGCAUGCUGCCAGACGAGCUUGUACAGGAGAAGAGCCUUAAAGAUGGAUAUGGAAGAAUUUCCUCCCCCGCCUGCUGAAAUUUUGGAUGACGAUGAAGAUGAAGGGGAAGCCUUUGAUUUCGAUGACAGUGGGGAUGACAUCCCAGAAGUUGACAAGCCACCACCGAAGCCCAGCAAUGAGGAUCAGAGUUCCGGGGACCUUGUGUGUCAUCCGGCAGAGGGUGAUGUUUCCAGUAUGGCUCCCCAAAUACCUUCCAUCUUCCCUGACAGCCCACCUUCAGCAGAACCAUCUGAAGCUGACGGGGCGGAUCAAAAGGAGCUCGAUCUACCACUGCCCCCUCCACCUGAGGACGUUCUAGAAACAGAUGCAGGAAAUGAACAGCAGGAAGUGUCCAGCCAUGUCCAAAGUGUCCCAAAGAGCUCCUCCAAAGUCAACCCCUACUCUGUGAUUGACAUCAGUCCUCUUGAGCCGCAACAGCUCGAGCAGCUCGAUUGCUCCCUUUCUCCUUCCGAACCAGGAGAGCCCAAGGAACAAGUUGGAGAAGCCUCGGAUUCCCACAGCAGCCCCGGUGGCAUCACCUCAGGCUAUUCCGUACCAGUGCCCUGCGGCUAUGCAACUCCAUCCGGCGUACCGCUUAUCACGCCUGCUUACACCACACCUGUGAUCAUUCGACACUUCUCUGCGGAUGAGGAUGUAACAGUGAUUCGGACUGGCAACAUUUCCGCUGACAGUGUUUUCAGUGAAGAGUUUCCACCUAUUAGAGAGGAGGAUGCUUUGGCGAAGUGGGCAUCGGAUCCUGCCAAUACUUCAUGGAUGGAAAAUCCCGAUGAGGUGAUUUAUGAUGAUGUGCCCAGGGAGAACUCUGAUUCCAACACAGAACCAGAUGAGAUGAUUUAUGACGACGUGGAGCUCGGUGAGGAAGGAGGUUCUCUCGACAAUGGCUGGAGCUCCAGUGAGUUCGAAAGCUACGACGAGGCGAGCGAUGGGGAAGGGCAUUCUGAGAAUGGCCUGCCCAACGCUUUCAUGAGGGGGACCCCCGCCCAGAAGAAAACCCAUCUCUCUCAAGAUCUGAGCCGCUUGAAAGAGCACUAUGAGAAAAAGAUGAAAGAUCUAAUGGCAAAUACAGUCGGAACUGUCGAGCUGCAGCAGCUCAAACAGAAACACGAGCAGAAGAUGCAAAAGUUGGUGAAAGCAGCUAAAGAAGGGACCAAAGAUGGGCUUGAGAAAACCAAAGCUGCAGUUAAGAAGGGCCGUUCUUUCAUCAAAACCAAGUCUUUCUAUAAUGAGAGGAAGUCUACCUGUUUUGAAGAUGAGGAGUCCGAAUUCUUCAUUGAGGUCGAUUGUUUUAACGUUGAGCCAAUUUUGGGUCCAGCCCCGGAAGGGCUUUCACAGCAGCAGCUGGUGAGACGCUGUAUAUUGGGCUCUAUACUGGAAAGUGAGAAGAACUAUCUUGAUGCAUUGAAGAGAAUCCUAGAGCAAUAUGAAAAGCCCUUGUCCCAGAUUGAACCAAGGUUACUGAGUGACAGGAAACUGAAGAUGACCUUCUAUAGAGUGCGAGAGAUCCUGCAGUGCCACUUCUUGUUCCAGAUCGCUCUGGCGAGUCGAGUGGCUGAGUGGGACAACUCGGCCAUGAUCGGGGAUGUCUUUGUUGCCUCGUUCUCAAAGUCUAUGGUGCUGGAUGCCUACAGUGAGUACGUGAACAACUUUAGUACGGCGAUGUCAGUGGUGAGAAAAACAUGUGCUUCAAAACCUGGCUUCCUGGAAUUCCUAAAGCAUCGUCAAGAAACAAACAGUGACAGGAUGACUUUGUAUGGCCUGAUGAUGAAACCAAUCCAAAGGUUUCCACAGUUCAUUCUGCUCCUCCAGGACAUGCUCAAAAACACACCAGUGGGCCAUGCAGACCGCCUGCCCUUGCAGAUGGCCUUAACAGAACUGGAGACCUUGGCUGAGAAGCUCAAUGAAAAGAAGAGAGAAGCUGAUCAGCGCUGCGAGAUACGUCACAUAGCAAAGGCUAUGAAUGAACGUUACCUUAACAAGCUCCUGAGUAACGGUAGCCGCUACCUGAUCCGCUCAGACGACAUGGUGGAGACAGUCUACAAUGAGCGUGGUGAAGUCAUGAAAACAAAGGAGCGCCGCCUUUUCCUACUCAACGAUGUUCUCAUGUGCGCCACGCCCAAUAUUCGGUGCCAGGACGGCAGUAGUAGUGGCAGUGCUCCAUUAGACCAACGCUUCCUUCUAAAGUGGAGUGUUCCUUUGAGCUUCGUAGAAUCGCUGGAGUUUGGAUCCAGUGAGGACAUUCCUGACACCACCCGUUACCCUGCCUCCCAUUCUGGGGAGAAAGUGGUCCUCAACGCAAAGCCAAAUAAACUCUACAUGGGCCCAGGUCAGCUGUACCAGGAUCUGCAGAACCUAAUUCAUGACCUCAGCCUGGUCAACCAGAUCUCCAGCAUGAUCAGCAGCCUCAAAGGCAACUACCAGAAUGUGAAUCCCACAGUGGCCCAGGACUGGGUAUCGGGUCUCCAGAGGCUGAUUCUGAAGAAGGAAGAAGAGAUUCGGGCAGCUGACCGUUGUAGAAUCCAACUCCAGCUGCCUGGCAAACAAGACAAGUUAGGCAAAGCUACAUACUUUAGCGCAGUGUUCAAUACGCUCAACCCUGCCAUUAAACAAUCAUGGAUCAGCAACUUGCAAAUGGCGAAACUGGCUUUAGAGGAGGACAACCUUCAGGGCUGGUUGUUUGCAGAAGAUGAUGGAAAUCAACUUAAAAAGCAGAAACAUCCUCUCUUACUCAAACAGAUGCCAGUGGUGAUGUCGAAACUACAAGAGUUCAAGGUGGAGUGUGCGGUCCACAACCCGGAGCCCUACAUCAACACUGAGAGCACUGCAGACACUCCGGUCGUGGGUCAUGGUUGUGUCUGGGUUGCAAGUUGCACCAAUCAGAUGGGCCAAAUAGCCAUUGUUGCCAUGCAAAGCUGCAGCCCAAAGGUGACAGAGUGCUUUAAUGUGGAGUCCCGUAUCCUGUGCAUGGCGUUCGUCCCAGCAGAGGAGCCUCGGGAGAAUGACGACAAAGUCCAACAAAGCAACCAGCUGCCAAAAACGGGCGCUACACCCACUGUCUGCCUGGGCAUGGAGGAGGGCAGCAUUAUUGUCUAUAAAAGCAGCCAGCGGUCCAAGAAAGUGCGCUUGCAGCAGUUCUUCACCCCAGACAAAUCCACUGUCACCAGCUUGUCCUACAUGAAAGGCUGUUUGUAUGCUGGCCUGGUCAGCGGCUCUGUGGCCAUCUACUCCAGAUCACAAGAUGGGUUAUGGAUCACCGAUAAGCCCAAGGUGGUGAAGCUGGGAGUCUUGCCGAUCAAAGCUAUGCUGGCUGUGGAAGAGCACCUUUGGGCUUCAUCCGGUGGGCAGGUCUUCAUCAUUAGCACACAGACUCACUGUGUGGAGACGCAAUUGGAGGCCCAUCAGGAGGAGGGUAUGGUGGUGUCCCACAUGGUGGCGGCUGGUGUGGGCAUCUGGAUUGCCUUCAGCUCAGGUUCCACCUUGCGCCUCUUUCACACCGAGACCCUGGAGCAUCUGCAGGAUAUCAAUAUUGCAACGCCUGUCAACAAUUUAUUGCCUGGAAACCAGAGAGUGUCAGUAAGCAGUUUGCUGGUUUGCCAUGGCAUGCUGCUCGUCGGAACCAACCUUGGCGUGACCGUGGCCCUCUCCGUCCCCAGACUACAGGGUAUCCCCAAGGUCACAGGUCGCGGCAUGGUAUCCUUGCAUGCUCACAACGGCCCAGUUAAGUUCCUAACCGUGGCCACAGCGGUGUGCAACCGAACCCCAGGCCUCUCAUGCCCCGCCUCUUCAGCGUCAGCCCAGCAAGGGGAGCCAGAGGAUGGAGAAGGUGCUCUGCCACCCUCAGACUUCACUUUAACCGCGCUUCAGAGCCAAGGAGUAUGGCUGGGAGAGGCAGGCUGCACCGCCAUGGCUCUCCAGGACUCACGACCUUCUUCAUCCUGCAGCUCUUUAGUUCAGUCCCAAAGUUCCUUGGAGCACGGGCCAGAGGACGGAGCCCUUUACGACGUGCUUCAUGAUCCGGCCCACCAUCAGAGGGGCCGUCGCACCAGCAAAGUUGAUGUCAGUUCUCUCCUGGUGGUCUCUGGAGGUUUGGGACACCGCCGGGUGAACAAAAAGACCAAACAGUCACGCCAUGAGGACAACACCUCGACCAUCCUAAUCUGGCAGAUCCCCUUGCUCAACAUGUGACACACCAAUACACCAGUAAAACAGAAUGGAAUUACCAAUAAGCCGCUUUUGAAAGAGGAUAUUAUAAUCAUACAAAUGUCUUUUGAGUCCUUUCAAGCAUAUAUAUUUGUACAGUGGAUUUGAUAAACCCUUUUUCAAAUGCCAUUUUUUUGUGAUAUGAAAGAAUGAGACCAAGAUUUAAAAUUUCAAUAUCUUGAUACCUGGUGUUACACUAAUAUUUAUAAAGCAAUGUCAAUGAACAAACGCCAUAUUUAAACCAGAAUGACAGAACUUGCCUCCACUACAGUAUUCCUGAUAUCUCAUUGCAAGAAAAAUGAAAAUGAACUCUUGUUGUUAAAACAGACUGCAGGCUAAUAUCACAUGAGUUGCCACUGUUUUUUGUUUGUUUGUUUGUUUGUUUGUAUAAAUUGUACAAGACCACCGUUUAUAAACCUGUGUUGAGACUUUAUUUUUUUUCUGCAUAAGUCAUGAGUCAAGUUACAAAGUGGUUUUUAUAUCGUUGCCCCCCCCUGCCAAGACUUGUCAAGGUGUAAAUAUGGAAAGUUCACGCAAGAGUUUUGAGGGAGCUCAGACGAACGUGCUUUGAGUAAUAUAAAAUAUUUCCUGGAACUAGCCCACUGUUUCCACUCGUGUUUAAAAAGGUGAAGUAACGUUGACUGAUUUGCUUUGGGAAGAUUAGGAUGUCUGGCUGGCCAGUAUUCUCCACAAAGAUUUAUUUGUUAUUGACUAGGAAAGUUAGUUUCUUCAGCCUCUUAAUCCUUUCACUUAAGAAUAUUUAAGAGACUGUUAAAUCAUGCUUCUAUUUUGUUGUUGAAUACAUUUGUAUGUAUAGUACUGUACUUCUGUUAUGUUAUUAAUCUAUAAACGUAGGUUUAUUGUGA